Molecule: messenger RNA, 1545 nt
Organism: Chrysochloris asiatica (Cape golden mole)
Lineage: Eukaryota; Metazoa; Chordata; Mammalia; Afrosoricida; Chrysochloridae
Gene: KRT25
Product: keratin 25
Exons: 9
Biological process (GO): intermediate filament organization; hair follicle morphogenesis
Molecular function (GO): structural molecule activity
Source: RefSeq, a predicted model, not a curated record
AUGUCUCUUCGACUUUCCAGUGGAUCCAGGAGACCUGGUCCCCGACCCACCACAGGAUCACUCAGGCUCUCCAGUGGGGGAUCCAGCUUUGGCACUGGAAAUGCUUGCGGCCUACCUGGGAUUGGAAGUAGCUUUUCUUGUGCCUUUGGUGGCAGCUCAUCGGGAGGAACCGUAGGAGGAAGCAAUUCCUGUGCCAGCUUUACUAUGAAUGAAGGGGGCCUCCUUUCUGGCAAUGAAAAGGUCACUAUGCAGAACCUCAAUGACCGCCUGGCGUCCUACCUGGACAACGUACGUGCUCUGGAGGAGGCAAAUGCAGACCUAGAACAGAAGAUCAAGGGAUGGUAUGAGAAAUUUGGGCCUGGUUCCUGCCGUGGUCUCGAUCAUGACUACAGUCGGUAUUUCCCAGUCAUCGAAGAUCUUAAAAAUCAGAUCAUCACCUCCACCGGCAGCAAUGCUAAUGCUGUCCUGCAGAUCGACAACGCCAGGCUGACAGCUGAUGACUUCAGACUCAAGUAUGAGAAUGAGCUGGCUCUUCACCAGAGUGUAGAGGCUGAUGUGAAUGGAUUGCGCAGAGUUCUGGAUGAAAUCACUCUGUGCAGAACAGACCUGGAGAUUCAAUAUGAAACCCUGAGUGAGGAGAUGACUUACCUGAAAAAGAACCAUAAAGAGGAAAUGAAAGUUCUGCAGUGCGCAGCUGGCGGGAACGUGAACGUGGAGAUGAACGCGGCACCGGGAGUGGACCUCACAGUUCUGCUGAACAACAUGCGAGCUGAGUACGAAGACCUGGCAGAGCACAACCGCAGGGAUGCUGAGGAUUGGUUCAAUGAAAAGAGUGCUUCUCUGCAACAGCAAAUCUCUGAGGAUGUUGGGGCUACAACCUCGGCCAGGAAUGAGCUGACUGAAAUGAAGCGCACUCUUCAGACAUUGGAAAUUGAACUUCAGUCUCUCUUAGCCACGAAACAUUCCCUGGAGUGUUCCUUGGCAGAGACCGAAGGCAACUACUGCUCCCAGCUCGCCCAGAUCCAGACUCAGAUCGGAGCCCUGGAAGAGCAGCUGCAUCAGGUCAGAACUGAGACCGAGGGCCAGAAACUCGAGUACGAGCAGCUCCUCGACAUCAAGGUCCAUCUGGAGAAGGAGAUCGAGACCUACUGCCUCCUCAUAGGUGGAGAUGAUGGGGCUUGCAAGUCUGGAGGUUACAAAUCUAAAGAUUAUGGAUCUGGAAAUGUGGGAAUUCAACUGAGAGAUCCUCUCAAAGCCAUAGUGGUUAAGAAAGUUCUUGAGGAGGUUGACCAACGAAGCAAAAUCCUCACCACCAGGCUCCACUCCCUGGAAGAGAAAUCUCAGAGCAACAACUAAUCUGAAGAGUCACAGAGCGCAGACUCCACAUGCCCUCAGAGAAGAUCAGGCAUGAUAAAUCCUCCUGGGAAAAUGAGCAAGUCUAAGAGAAAUGAAUGCGAUGCCCAGCACGGCCAAAAUGGGAAGGUACCACCUGGCAAGACGGUUAACGUGCUUAAACUAGUGUCAAAGGAUGAAAGCUUUCCAUAA